Molecule: messenger RNA, 384 nt
Organism: Prorocentrum cordatum
Lineage: Eukaryota; Dinophyceae; Prorocentrales; Prorocentraceae
Source: the annotation of a GenBank genome assembly
AUGGACGACGCGAUCAUGGUGAGGCAGACAGCCCGUAAGGAGAGGGCGCACGUCACGAAGAUGAGGCGCCUCUUCGUCACGGCGGACACAGACAGGGACGGCAGGCUCGACCGCGGCGAGUGGCUGGCCCUGUGCGAGGACCCGUGGGUGAAGGCUUGGCUCAAAGCUCAAGACUUCGAUCUAAGGGAUCCAGGGAUACUGUUCGCUGCGCUGGACGACGGGAGUGGGACACUCACUGCACAGGAGCUCGUCGAGGGCACGUCGCGCAUGAAGAGUGAGGCCUCGCCCAUGGCCAUGGUGAGGCUGGUCCACGAGGUCAACGCUCGCGUGAAGGUCAUCGAGAGCAGACUGCGCGAGAAUCCAGAACAUAAUCACCACACCUGA